AUGGUGGUAACAAAAAAUCUUGUGUUAAAGCUAAAAGAAUAACUCUGCCUCAGCUAUAUGUGGCCUGAGUUAAUCCUUACAAACGCGUGCAGCUCCUCGUCAGUGAAAGUCCUGCACACUGAGCCACAGAGGAGUUUUCCCUCCUGAGAGCAACAUGCAGAUUAACCUCAACAGCCACCAACACAGGACGUCUGCACCGCUGCAAUGAUGCCUCCUCACCAAGUAAGCUCUGGGACGUUCAGCUGUAAGUGAACGACGACAAACCACCAUGAGCGCCGACACUGUUUGCAGGACAGAGAUGGACUCGGAGCACAACUGUGAGUUGGCUGACUUGGUUUCGGCCAUAAAUGUGGCUGCCAACCGCAUAACCCCGCCUAACGGCUACAGGUCGGGUGCUCCGAGGGCCAUGAAACUCUCAGACAGGAAGCUGUCACUGCAGGAGAGAGGGAGCCGCAUGGCUCGCCAGCCCACCAUCGAGACCAAACGUGUGUCCAUCACGGAUGGUGAUGAUUGUGUCCAGCUCAACCAGUAUAAGCUAAAGAAUGAAAUUGGAAAGGGUUCAUACGGAGUCGUAAGAUUAGCUUAUAAUCAAGAUUCCGAGCAGUACUACGCAAUGAAAGUUGUUUCCAAGAAGAGGCUGAUGAGGCAGUGUGGAUUUUUGCGCCGUGUGCCUCCUCCAGGAUCAAACUCUGUGUUCCCUUUGGAGAAAGUGUACAAAGAGAUCGCCAUUCUGAAGAAACUGGACCACCAUAAUGUUGUUAAACUAGUGGAGGUGCUUGAUGAUCCUGAUGAAGAUGGACUUCAUAUGGCCUUCGAAUUGGUGAAAAAAGGCCCGGUGAUGGAGGUGCCGACAGACGACCCUUUCACUGAGGAGCAGGCUCGCUUUUACUUCACAGAUGUCGUCCUGGGAAUAGAGUACUUGCACUACCACAAGAUCAUCCACAGGGACAUCAAACCCUCCAACCUGCUGCUGGGGGACGACGGUCACAUAAAGAUCGCAGACUUUGGCGUGAGCAACGAGUUUGAGGGGACGGACGCCCUCCUGUCGAGCACGGCGGGGACACCAGCCUUCAUGGCCCCUGAAAUGAUGACCGAACACGAGCAGAGCUUCAGCGGAAAGGCAUUAGACGUGUGGGCGAUGGGAGUCACACUCUACUGUUUUGUCUUUGGGAAGUGCCCUUUUUACGACGAGUACAUUGUCUCUCUGCACAACAAGAUCAAGAACAAACCUGUGGAGUUUCCAGAGACACCAGUCAUUAGUAAUGAAUUGAGGGGGCUCAUUGAAAGGAUGCUGGAUAAAAACCCUGAAACAAGAAUCACCAUCCCUGAAAUUAAGCUCCACGUGUGGGUGACAGAGAACGGCUCCAAUCCUCUUCCACCGGAGGAGGAGAACUGCACUGCGGUGGAGGUCACUGAGGAGGAGGUGCAGAACAGCAUCAAACUCAUCACCAGCCUUUCCACUGUGAUUCUGGUGAAGUCCAUGCUGAGGAAGCGGUCUUUCAGUAAUCCCUUUGAGUGUCAGGGCAGACGGGCGGAGAGGUCCAUGUCUGCCCCUGGAGGUCUUCUUACUGGCUCUUGGGGCUUAUUAAGGUCUUCACCGCAGCUUCAUCCUUCCUUAAGGAAAAUCAGCAAUGAGGGGAGCAGAGAGGGGGAGUUGGAGAACUUGAUGGAAGACGAUACAUUUAUAGAGAGUACAGAUUAAAUUGACAUAUGCACACAG
Messenger RNA from Plectropomus leopardus (leopard coralgrouper), 1720 nucleotides. It is a transcript of the gene camkk1b, whose product is annotated as calcium/calmodulin-dependent protein kinase kinase 1, alpha b. Gene Ontology annotation, biological process: CAMKK-AMPK signaling cascade; protein phosphorylation. The record is from RefSeq and is a predicted model, not a curated record. Gene Ontology annotation, molecular function: protein serine/threonine kinase activity; ATP binding. NCBI's taxonomy places the organism in Eukaryota, Metazoa, Chordata, Actinopteri, Perciformes, Serranidae.